CCAGCGCUCGGACCGGCAGCGUCUAGGCUUGCGCGCGGGGAGACGCCGGCUGUUCCACGCGCUCGAUCACACGCCUUCGCGCGCGUUUGCCAUGACAUCGCGGCCAGGGCAGCCACGUCGCGAACCCUACCCGUCUUCCAGCUCGUCCGGGUAGGCCGCGGGGGGAAAAACUGGCACGCUGUCCACCGGCCUCUCUCCUGCCGCUCUAACCUCCAUCGCAAGCGGUCUCUCCCCGGAGGAGUCUGCUCCACUUCCAGGGACGCCGAAUACCGAAGUUCCCCCACCUUACCGCUAACCGCCUUCGCUUGCUGGCGAUCGGCGAAUGGGCCGCUCAAGGACAGCGCUUGUCGACCGGAACCGCGAAGAAUCCAACGAAAACAAAACGUGCGCUGUUGUUUUCUCAGUUUUGUUUCGUAUCGCGCCGAGGUCGACGCUCACGGGGAUAAAGACCGACGCGCGGACGCGGCGUCGGUGAUCGCAGUUCUUCGCCCCGGGACGACGCAGUGCAGUUCUCGACCAGCGGGGGAACAGCCGCGUGCCUUUCGAUCGGAAAUGCGUGCGCGCGAGGUAGUUUUUCAUCGUUGACCUCUUUUUUGUUCUUCCCGCCGAGGUGUGCGGAGUGGAACAGGCCCCCAACUCGCCGGCUCAGAAGCUCGUUCGAAGACCCUGCGUGUGACGGGUGAAACGAAUAGAUCUUCGGGCUGUUACCUCAUGCAGAAGUGAAGAUCUGCGGGUAUAGCGACCCAGGAUAAGAAGAGGUUCGCCUCUACAGGCGUGAGGACCAAGAGGUGCAGCUGCAGGUGAAGAUAAGAGGUUUCUGGCCUGGUCCCUCCAGAGGAGUGACGGCGUGAAGCAGUGAAGACGUAGCGUUGAGGGACAGGCGAAGAGGGCGAGGCGAGGCCAUGACGCCGGAGAUGCUGAACGCGACGGAGGACAGCAUCAGCGCCGUGCACGUGGGCGCGGACGGCUCCUCCCCGGAGGGCUGGUCGCGCGACCUGGUGCUCGCCAAGACGGCGGCCAUGGUGGCGCUGGGGCUGGCGUCCUUCGCGCUGGGCGUGCUGCCGCUCAAGCUGUCCACGUCCCUGCGGCUGCGGGACGACGGCGCGUCGUGCCGCAAGCUCGUGCUGUCGCUGCUGCUGUGCUUCGGCGGCGGAGUGCUCAUCUUCACCACCUUCGUGCACCUGCAGCCCGAGGUGCGGCUAGGCUUCGAGCAGCUGGUGGACCAGGGACUUCUGCCCGACACGGGCCACUCUGUGCCGCUGGCCGAGUUGGUGUUCUGCGCGGGCUUCUUCUUCGUGUACCUGGUGGAGGAGCUGGUCCACGCGGUGAUGGACCGGCGCGCGCACUCUGGCCCCGAGGAGGGCGACGAGGCUGUGCUGCACCGCACCAUGAGCCUGAGGCGCUGCUCGCGACACCAGCACGACCACGGUCCGCCGCCGGGCACCAUCAUCCCGCGAGUCAGCCUCGCGACACACAAGGGCGGUGACGAGGCACUCGAGAACGUGCUAUCCAGCGGAGGUAGCACGGGCAGCAGCAUCUCCGCCAGCACGCAGGGCCUGCUCAACAACUCGUCUAGUCUGUCGACCAUCCUGGUGACGGACGCGUCGGCGCCGCCGCCAGCCAAGUCCUCGCCGCUGGACGCUGGCGCCCAGAUGACCGGCGGCCGCAAGCCGCACCGGCACUCGCGAGGCCACAACCACCACCACCACCACCACCACUACCCUUCGCCCUCCGAAAACGACGCCGACCCCGCCAAGCCCAGAGACCAGGGUACUGCGGCCACCGUGGCGCAGUCUCUGCGCGGGCUGCUCGCCGUGCUGGCGCUCUCCUUCCACGCCGUGUUCGAGGGCCUGGCCGUCGGCCUGGAGACGAACGUCACCAACGUGUGGUACCUGUUCGCGGCCGUCGCCAGCCACAAGCUGGUGAUCGCCUUCUGCGUGGGCGCCGAGCUGGUGACGGCGCGCACCCGCCGCGGCCUGCUGCUCGCCUACCUGGCCACCUUCGCGGCCGUCACGCCGCUCGGCGUGGGCGCCGGCAUCUUGCUGCAAGGCGGCGGCGGCGGGGGCGGCGGGGGCGGCGCGGCGGCGGUGGUGCUGCAGGGCAUGGCCGGCGGCACGCUCAUGUACGUGGUGUUCUUCGAGGUGCUGCAGCGGGAGCGUGCCAACACGCAGUCGGGCGUGGCGCAGCUGGCGGCCAUCGCCGCGGGCUUCCUCACCAUGUUCGGCCUGCAGAUCCUCAUCGGACACGAGCACGGCGAGGGACACGGACACGCGCACUGCCACGGACACGACCACGACGCCGACCACCACCACGACGCGGCCACGACGCUGGCGGCGGCGCUGGCGUCCGCGGCGACCGAGGCGAUCACCGGGGCGCCGCACGUGCAUCGCUAGUCACCGGGCACUCCGAGACUGCUCGUCGCUGACGCCUCGCCGCGACACUGGCGGCAGUCCUGCGAACCGCGGCUUCAGGAGCUCACUGGAGACCCAAUAUCCUUGAGCUCACCUGAAGAUACAGCAACCCUGACUCUCCAACUAGCUCGUUACUGAUACCUCACCACUACCCAGUCCUGCGGACCAUGAGUUUAGAACUCUCUGGAGACCCACUGCCCAUGAGCUCACCUGAAGAUACAGCAACACUGACUCUCCAACUAGCUCGUCUCUGAUACAUCACCACUACCCUGGCGGCAGUCCUGUGGACCAUGAGUUUAUAACUCACUGGAGACCCACUGUCCAUGAGCUCACCUGAAGAUACAGCAACCCUGACUCUCCAACUAGCUCGUCCCUGAUACCUCGCCACUACCCUGGUGGCUGUCCUGCGAACCAUGGCUUCAGGAGCUCACUGGAGACCCAAUAUCCAUGAGCUCACCUGAAGAUACAGCAACACUGACUCUCCAGCUAGCUCGUUACUGAUACCUCACCACUACCCAGUCCUGCAGACCAUGAGUUUAGAACUCUCUGGAGACCCACUGCCCAUGAGCUCACCUGAAGAUACAGCAACACUGACUCUCCAACUAGCUCGUCUCUGAUACAUCACCACUACCCUGGCGGCAGUCCUGUGGACCAUGAGUUUAUAACUCACUGGAGACCCACUGCCCAUGAGCUCACCUGAAGAUACAGCAACACUGACUCUCCAACUAGCUCGUCUCUGAUACAUCACCACUACCCUGGCGGCAGUCCUGUGGACCAUGAGUUUAUAACUCACUGGAGACCCACUGUCCAUGAGCUCACCUGAAGAUACAGCAACCCUGACUCUCCAACUAGCUCGUCACUGAUACCUCACCACUACCCUGGUGGCAGUCCUGCGAACCACGGCUUCAUGGGAGCUAACUGGAGAUCCACAUGUACCACUGUCUAUUACACCCCCGAAGAUAAACUUAAAAAUUGUACUAUACUGUUCCCAUGUAGUACAUGUAGACUCUCCAGUCUGCUCGUCAUCGAGACCUUAUCUCGACCCUGGUGGUGAUGCUGGCAAUUACAGCAUUACUUUCACAACUAGUAAUGAAUAACACCUGGUGCUCGAUGGCUUUCUGAUAUGCAUGUCACUGAUGCUUCGCCACGACCAUUGUGGCAGUCCUGGCGACCACGGCACCGGGGGCGUUCAACCAAAGGUUCAUGUUCACCACUCUGUGGCACACCCGAGUAACCAUUUUGCCCUUUCACGUGAUGCUCAAGGACUCCUGGUUCUGUUGUCUUUGAUAGGAGCCCUUGUUCUCCCUGAUCCUUAGGUCUGUCAAUGCCCUGCUUAGCGAUCUACUUAAUCUCCCGAAAUUUUUCUGGACCUGUGUUUAAAACUGUGUUUAUAACUGUGCACAAGUACCUACCUACGAAUGAUCUGAUGAUCAUUAGGAUGGAGAAACCUAUUUUGAUGGGUGUAACUUGCUAUUUUAUUGAGUUCAAUUUUUCGGGGAUUAAAUUCCACUUAUUGGGACCGAUGUUUAAUCCAAGUGCAAAAAAAGUGAAUUUCCCUGAAAAUAAAGAAACCAACGUUUACAGUUCCGUUACUAAGUGAUUAUGCACAAACUAGAAGUGGUGAAUUUCUAAAAAUUUAAUGCGUAUUUAACCCCUAAACCUUUUCUUAUUUUGCUUAUAUUUUUGUAAUUAGUGAAUAUUCUUAUUUUUUAAGCAUUUCUUGGUAACAUACUUUUAAGUCAGUUUUAAAAAAUUACGCAGGAAAUCACACAAGAAAUUUUUAUUUUACUAAAAUAUAUGUGUAUUAGUGGAGCUUAGUUUUUAUAACGUCGGUAAAACUGACAGAUAUUGAACAUACUAUUUUGGUCUUAUUCAUGUUGGACUUAGUGCAGUCUGUAACUUGUGACUGAAUAAUGGAUUCCACUGGCAUGUAUUCCCGAAAUAACUUUUACCAGUAAUCAGCAGGUGAAAUUUUAAAACCCGAGGAAAUGUUUGAUAUCUGGAAGAAAUUUUUUUUUCCUUUUACGUUGAGUUUAGCAUUUACCAAUAACAUUUUUUAAAAAAAAAAGUUUAAAAGGAAUUUGAGGCUUGCUCAAGUAAAAUAAGCAUUUGUUACAGUUUUAAAAAAUUGGCAAAUUUUUGACAAUGCUACGAAAUUGUAACAAUUUUAAUUUUAAUUUAUUUUCGAAAAUUUAUUCUAAUUUACAAGCGGAAUUAAUAGUUAAUUACACAUGAAAAGUUGAACAUGUACAUACAAUGUUGAUAUGUAUAUCCUAUACUCUCUGCUUGUAUAACAUAUUAUGAGAAAAUGUGGAGUUGUUCGUGCAUUUGCAAUUAGAUUACAUUUAUCUAAGAACGUAAUUGUACCUAAACAUUUUUAUGAGAUUUUCUGUGAGAAGUUUGUUGCGUUGUAAAGGCCUUUUCACAAUACCGCGAUGCGACGCGAUCUGGCGAUGCGAUGUAGCGAAGGCAGCGACAUAAAUAUAUGUCGCCAGCUAGUGCACUUCAUAAUAGCGCGACGCGAUCGCCAUGCAGCUGGCGAAAAAUACCGAACCAGCCUGCACUCUGCUGGGGAUAUUUUACAACAUGGUUGUAAACAAACUUUUUGGCGGUAAUAUUCAGAUUGUUGUUAUUAUAUUUGUACACUGACUGACUGGUAGAAGCAUUUAAUUAUGGAUAGGAAUCGCGAAGCCCAUAAUAUAAUUCUAGUCAAGCAUUAUUUUUCUCCGUCUGAUUACAAUAUUUGUUACUAGAAACAUCGUACAAACACGGCUUUUUCUGAACUUCAUCAAUCGGACGCUCUUCAAAACUCAUUUCAAUUGAACAAAAUCCACGUGUUGUUUACUAACUCAAUACGUUUCCUACCACUUGCUUUCAGUACUUCUUCUUCUUUACCGCAAUCUUGUUUCUGAUUGGCUGUUAUUUCUGACGUCAUUAGCGACAUCGCCGAAGCGACGAAACAGCCUCGUCGCCAAGUGAGCUGUCGCGCAUCGCGGGCGAUGUAGUUGUGAUUGGCUGGUUUGGUAUGACGUCACGUCACAUCGCGUCGCGUCGCGUUGCGGUAUUGUGAAAAGGGCUUAACGCGGAAGGUAUGUAAUACUUUUAACUAUUUAAUAAGACGAAUGCUUGAAAGAAUCUGAUGAAACCUCAACGCACAUUAUGAAGUAACAAUAUUGAAAAUAAAUAUUUAUACUUCAGUACUAUGGUUACUUAGAAAUAGGAAGCUAUAGUUUUUUGUAUGAGUAAUACCUUUGGGUUCUUAUAUUUUCGGGAAAAAAUGUAGCUAUUGAGUAUAUGUUUGUAAAAAAUAAAACUACUUUAAAAGUACCAUUAUUGAAGUGUUUAAAAACAAACAAGCAGUUGCAAAAUGAAUUUGAUAUUUACUUAAACAUUUUAAAAAUAUUUUACCACACAUAAAUUGUGAAUAUUAAAGUAGGUACUCACAUUGAUGGUAUCAGUAUUUGCUGUAAGGCACCCUUUAUUUAAUGUUAAUAUGAACUACAUUUUUAUCUGCGUUGUAAUGCUGUCGAAUAACUUAUGCUUCUUAUAAUUAAUUUAACACCCUAGAUUGGUAGUUUUUUAAGUUAUUUAAAUUUAAUUUUUACAAACACUUAGAUACUAAAAUAUUUUUUGUCAAAUUGUUAAUUUUAUCAAAGUACUUAAACAAUUAUUGUGUCAGUGUUCAUUAUUGAAUUGCUUUAAAAUUGAGAAGGGUUUAUUGCAUGCAAAGUAAGGUUUUAGUGUGAUUUUUUCUCUUUAAAAUUUUUUAUUUUAUUUUUUAUUUUUAACAUUUAUGAUAAGAAAAAUAGUUUUACUGGUGCCACAUAAUGCAAUGUUCACAUUUAUUAAUGUAAACAAAUGCAGCAAAUUCACAAAAAUACAUAAAAUAUUAACUAGUACAGUAAAUAUUACUAAUGUAAACAGUUAUACUAUUAUUAAAGUUGUCAAUAAAAGUACUUUAACGGCAUCGUUUACAACAGUGACAGCUUAGUUUAAACUGAUGUAUGAUUUACAAUUUAAUGCAAUCUUUAACUUGAGAACGUUCAGACACUAAAAAGUCAAGUCUACUCUAAACUAAAUUGCUGUAAUGUUGAAAAUAUCUUGGUUUUUAAUAGUAUUAAAUCACAUAAGUAAUAAAAAUGUCUUAAUUACAAAACAUAUUUGUUUAUUAUAACUAUUAUAUGUUCGUUGGUGUAAAUUUAAUAUUUUUAAUAGUCGAAUACAUAGAAAAUGCUUAAUUAUAUAUUCUAAUCCUCAUUAGGAUUUCAAUUGUAGUAAUUUUGAGUUAUUGGAUAAAUAUUUGUGACAGACUUGACUUACAUUAUUUUCAGUUCAAAUAAAUAAGCAUACGUGUAAAUACAUUGUAAAUGUCAAAUCUACGUAUUUUCUAACGCCUAAUUAUUAAUGUGUGGAGAUUAAUUGACAUAAAUGACAUAAACUAAAUGACAUAAAAUUAAUAUUUUAAAAUAUUGAUUGUUUAAUAAAAUUGUCAUGAUCUUAAUAUUUAUCUCUUUUUAUAGAAUAAUAUAUUUUGUAGCAAACAAAUAUAUUAUCUAAAACGUGAGUACAUAGCUGUAUUCAUUUGUAUGUGAUAUCUAGGUUCCUAUCAGUAUUACUACAUUAAUUUCAAAAUAAAAAAUAAUAGAAUAAUGCUCAAGCAUUUUUUUCUUGUGACAGUAUUUCUAUAGCUGAAGAGAUUUUAUAUCUAGAAUUGAAGCAUUAAACCUACUUGUUUAUUAUGGAGGCAUGCAGACAUAGACAUUUAAAACGUAAGACCAAGUUGAUAUAAUUUGUAAAGAAACAUGAAAAUAAAUAUGAAAAUACAGAAAAUUAUAAUAUUCUCGAAAUUUUAUUGAUUUCAUUAUUCGCUACAGUACUUACUGUAUGUAAAGGAAAUGAAGGUGCAAAAUGAUUUUUCUAUAAUCUAUUUUUAAAAGCAGUAACUGCAGAUAUAUAUAUAUAUAUAUAUAUAUAUAUGCGUUUCUUUUUAUUUUCUACAGUGUCAAGAAGUAGUUUAAUUGAGUGUUCAAAAUGUUUUUAUAAGUGAACUGAUAAAAGUUCAAAGUAGCACAAUUAUGUUAACAUUUUUUCAUAGUAUGUAAAACUCUCGUAGCAGCAAACAUAUUCAACCAUUAAACACAAGCUGUGCUAGUCGCCUUAUUAGACAAGAUAACUGAAAUGAACGGAGUAUUGAGAAUUUCACCAUUUUAAUGAAUUUGAAAUUUUCCUCUUAAAAUUAAAUUAUUUUAAUAACUUAUAAAUGUGUUGUGCCGUUAUGACUUCAAGUAUAAAAUUCUAAUUUUAUAUAAUAUGAUGUAUGUUUUUAAUGUAAAUCAGGUUGAGGUAGUGUAUAUUUAGAUAUUAUUAAGUAAUAUUUUUAUUUGUAAUAUUAUCUAGUCUUUUAACGUGUGUUAGAAUAAGAUUUGUAAGUGUUAAAAUUUCUGAAUAAAUUGUUGCAAGU
Messenger RNA from Bacillus rossius redtenbacheri, 7872 nucleotides. RefSeq lists its product as uncharacterized. The record is from RefSeq and is a predicted model, not a curated record. The transcript is spliced from 6 exons. Bases 903 to 2393 code for a protein of 496 amino acids. NCBI's taxonomy places the organism in Eukaryota, Metazoa, Arthropoda, Insecta, Phasmatodea, Bacillidae. Gene Ontology annotation, biological process: zinc ion transmembrane transport. Gene Ontology annotation, cellular component: plasma membrane. Gene Ontology annotation, molecular function: zinc ion transmembrane transporter activity.